Molecule: messenger RNA, 1008 nt
Organism: Nicotiana tabacum (common tobacco)
Lineage: Eukaryota; Viridiplantae; Streptophyta; Magnoliopsida; Solanales; Solanaceae
Source: RefSeq, a predicted model, not a curated record
AUGGAUACAGAAGGCACUACAGCGAGUGAAAAUAAGCAGAAAAUUGCAAAGGGCAUAGGUUCACAACUUAAGAUUACAUCUGUUAACGAUCGCACUUGUGAGGCAAGUCAAGAACAUGCUGCAGUUACUCCUACAAUGCAAAUUUCCAAUCAGGAGCCGGCUAAAAAUGUCUUUGAGAUACUAUCCCAAUCGAUGGAGUUUUUUGGUGAACAUGCUGAUGAUUCUGGACUGCAGCUAAUCUCAAUGGGCAACAACCAACAGUCAAAUGCAGCUAAUAAAAAGAAAUGGGCUGACCAAGUUGAGGAGGAGGAACAUGAUUCUGCAGAAAUGUAUCUAGGUACUAACAAAUAUGCAGCAACACUGUUACCCGCCACCCCACGAUCAAAUGAAGCAUCAGAAAAGGUACAAAAAGAGCAGGUUUCUAACUCAACAUCAACUGCUUCAAAGAGGAGAGGUUUGAGUCCAAACGUUGUUGUAUUUGUACAUUCGGGACACCAACAAAAGACAAAUAAUUCAGCAGAUUCAAAGGAGAUCCAAAUUUCAUCCUCGAACAUGGCAGUAGCUACUGGAAUUAGCACUUCAAUAACUGCAACAUAUAAUUUGACACCAACAAAUAUCAUCCACGCUCUUGUUUCACAUGACAUGGAAACAUUGAGAGGUCUUGAUAAUCAGAGGAAAGAUCAAAUAGCACUAUCGAAUAAGUACAGGCAUAUUGAUGAUUUUGGGAUGCAUAUGGGUCAAGAUUUUUAUGAAGAAGGAGAAGGGGGUGCACUACUGGAUGCCACCUUCAACAUUAUAGCUAGGGAGGGAGAUCUUUCACCAAGACAUGUGCGAAGCGGAUCCAACAAAUACAAGAAGAAGGCACCAGACAUACAACAUAGUUGGGACAGCAAAGCAACACAAGAGGUUGUCAUUAGGAAACCUCCAAUGAGAAAUGCAAAGCAAAAGGGAGUUGUACCUACGACCUCUACAAGGUCAAAAGGUCAAAGAGAAAUUGAUAACGUUUGA